AUGACAAACCAAUCAGAUGUAUUAGCAACAAUUGAAGCUAAUCUACAGAAAGCAAUUCAACGUAAAAAGCCACAAGAACAAACACAAACGCUAAAAUUUGAACUUGAUGGUCAAAUUCGAGCAUGUUGUUUGUCAAAACCAUUUACAUAUUCUGAUUUACUUGAAUGUAUUGAAAAAUUAUUUGGUAGACAUACAUUAUCAUCGAUUGAUUUUAUUCGAUGUUUAUUUUCACGUGAUGAUGCAUUACGUUUACCAAUUACAAAUGAUGAAGAUUUAAAUAAAUUACUUGCUAUAGCUGAAGCAAAUGGAUCAAAUAAACUUAGUUUUCUUUUAAUAAGAAACAAAUCUCAUACAAUAAAUCGAGUAAUAUCUGUUAAUAAUCAUGAUGAUUCAGGUUCAAUGUCUGAUGAUGGACAAACUCUUGAACUUGAUGAUACUAGUCUUGAUUCACCACCACCAGGUACGAUUGCAUCACAAAAACGUCGUACAACAACAAAUACAACUAGUCAAACAGCAAUACCAAAAGAUGGUGGACUUUUUAUACCGGAAUCAAGUGAUGAUACAUAUUCAAGUGGUGGUUCAUCUGUUGCCAGUCGAGAGUCGAGUGGAAGUGAACAUAGUUCAAGACGACGUUUACGAAAUGCAUCUUUUGUUAGACUUCGAACACCAUCAUUGAAUACAAGUAGUGGUAGUGGAAUAAAUUCAAGCAGUAGUUCGUCUCAAACAAAUUUAAAUGAAUCCUUACGUACCCAAUGUACUUGUUCUGGACUUCAACAUAAAUCUCCACAAACACCUACUAAUUGGAAAUUAGGUCGACAAUUAGGACAAGUUUUUCUUUGCUAUGAUGUUGAUACUGGUAGUGAAUUAGCAAUUAAACAAAUUUCUAUUCGUGGACUUAAUUCUGAAAUUACACAAGAAGUUAAAAUUCUUGAAUGUGAAAUAAAUAUAUAUAAACAACUUGAUCAUGAACGUAUUGUUCGAUAUCAUGGCGCACUACGAACAGAUGAUUAUUUCCAAAUAUUUAUGGAAUUUAUGGCAGGUGGAUCUGUACGUGAACAAAUAUUAAAUUAUGGUGCAUUAACAGAACAAUUAACAAAAAAAUAUACAAAACAGAUACUUGAAGGUCUUGUAUAUUUACAUGAAAAUCAUUUUGUUCAUCGUGAUAUUAAAUGUGCCAAUAUCUUGAGAGAUAUUUCCGGUAAUGUAAAAUUAAGUGAUUUUGGUACAUCAAGACGACUUAUUGCUAUUACCAAUCAGAAUCAACCAGACUCUGGAACUAUUGGCACAGCUCAUUGGACAGCACCAGAAAUAAUUCGAGGAAGUAUUUUUGGACGUAAAGCAGACAUUUGGAGUCUCGGUUGUACAAUAGUUGAAAUGUUAACGACUGGUCCACCGUGGCAAAAUUUACAACCAAUUGCAGCUAUAUUUCAUAUAGCUACUUGUGAAAAACCUCAGUAUAAAUUACCAGAAAGUGUAUCUUAUUUAGCAAGAGAAUUUAUUGAUGCAUGUCUAACAAAAGACUAUCAUCAACGACCAACAGCAUUAGAUCUUAUACAUCACCCAUUCGUAGAUAAUAUGCAUUCUCAUCAUUGCCAUCAUGACUCUCUUCAAUAG
Rotaria sp. Silwood2 is the source of this 1614-nucleotide messenger RNA. The record is from the annotation of a GenBank genome assembly. NCBI's taxonomy places the organism in Eukaryota, Metazoa, Rotifera, Eurotatoria, Philodinida, Philodinidae.